Pieris brassicae (large cabbage white) is the source of this 7175-nucleotide messenger RNA. RefSeq names its product breast carcinoma-amplified sequence 3 homolog (gene rudhira). NCBI's taxonomy places the organism in Eukaryota, Metazoa, Arthropoda, Insecta, Lepidoptera, Pieridae. Gene Ontology annotation, cellular component: cytoplasm. Gene Ontology annotation, biological process: response to starvation; autophagy. The record is from RefSeq and is a predicted model, not a curated record. The coding region runs from base 282 to 4922 and encodes 1546 amino acids. Gene Ontology annotation, molecular function: protein binding. The transcript has 15 exons.
CUCUUCAAAACACAAAACAUCUGUUAAUCCAUUGUUAUUUUUUUAAAAUUUUAUCUGUUUUAAUAAUAAAUUAAGUAACUUAUUUUAUAUGUAAAUAUGGUCGUUUAAAUUUUAAAUUUACGUUGUGGUGGUUUUCGAAUGGUCGUGAAAGUGUAGUUUGUGAUUUUUAUUUUGUUGUGUGACGUCACAGUUAUUGACUGCAAGUAGAACGACGCAAUUACAUUUUUGAAAAUGCUCUAAAGUAAAUCUUAAACUUAUAAUCACGGAAUCAUUAUUUCAUCAUGUCAGCGGAGUCACCGCGGCAUGCUCGCUCUGGGGGGCCACUUAUAGUUCCCUCUCAACCCCCCAGUGACAGAAGCAUUAUUGAUGCGGUUUCUGGGUUCAUCAAUGAUGUAACAUUAUCUUCAUCAUCAGCAGUAGAUCCCAAGGAUGUUAUUCAAUGGGCUAGGUUUGAAACAGCUGAUAUCAAUGAACCAACACCUGAAGGAGAGGGUGAUAAUGAUGUACCACCAUUGCUGUUAAUCCUUGGGUAUGGUUCAGGGGUUCAAGUAUGGUUGAUACCACCUAAUGGAGAAGCACAGGAAGUUCUGUCAUGGCGACAGGGCACAGUUAGGGUUCUUCGUAUUUUGCCAACACCUCAGAAUGGUGACUGUUUUUCUUCAAAGCGUCCUCUGAUUGCUUUGUGCGACUCGGCCAGCCCUGGACCAGUAUUUUGUUCGCUGAGCUUCAUUUCUAUAAGGGGUGGUGAACAGGUGAAAAGCAUAAAAUUCAAGAACCCCAUACUGGAUGUGUUGGCGAAUAAGAGAUCAGUAGUAGUCUCGUUUUCUGAACGAUUUGCCGUAUUUGAUGCUGCAACAUUGGAAGAUAGACUUGCCAUUACAACAUGCUAUCCCAGCCCUUGUCCACUGGGUGGUAAUUCACCAAUCAACCCACUAGCUCUUGGCGAUCGCUGGCUUGCUUUCGCGGAUAAGAAACUGAACCCGUCAAAACGCAGCAGUGGAGGUUGUGAAAGCGAAGGUGUAACAAGCUACACAGCGACUGUACUUCACGCCGCCAAAUCUCUUAGCAAGGGCCUGCGUGGUUUGGGCGAAAGUGUGGCUCAUAGCCUCGCUGGUGGUCGCAGUACUUCGCAAUCACCAUCACCACCUCACACAGAUCUUCAGCAGCCAGGAAUUAUCACUAUACUGGAUAUUGAGGGUAACGAGGAUGAUGAUAGUCAAGAUUGCGAAGAUCCAUGCGAUCCAAUUGUAGCUCACUUCAUAGCACACUCCGAAGCAAUAAUAGCCCUGAAGUUUGAUCCAAGUGGCAUGUUAUUGGUGACUGCUGAUAAACGAGGACAUGAUUUUCACGUCUUCAGAAUCAACCCCCAUCCGUGUGGACCUACGUUGGCUUCAGUACACCAUCUCUAUGUAUUGCAUAGAGGUGAUACUACGGCAAAAGUUCAGGAUAUAGCAAUAUCGGGUGAUUCCCGUUGGACAGCGAUCUCAACCCUCCGCGGUACAACUCACGUGUUCGCACUGAGUCCGUACGGCGGUGCGUGCGCAGUACGUACGCAUACGCAGCCCAGGGUCGUUAAUAGAAUGUCUCGAUUCCAUAGAUCUGCUGGUCUGCCUAUACACGCCUCACAUGCUGUGAUGGAGGGUUCUGCCCUGGGUUCGUGGUAUCCCAACCCGCGACUGCCGCCAUACCCUCAUCCUACAACGUCACCACCACUGGCCCAGUUGAGACCCACUCACAAUCUACCCACACAUACCAUCACACGGAACAGCUCUGGCCGCCAGCGUCUAUCAUCGCUUUCCGAAGAGAGCGGCGCUCCACCCCUUCUCGGCCGUGCCUGGUUCGGUACAACAGUACCGUCAGCUAGCGGUCGCGGAUGUGCAGUGCCUCUUUACCUGAUGGCUGCUAAUGGGUCGCUGUUGCAUCUCCUACUGCAUCCAAGGCCGGCUAGAUCUGUUUCGAAAGAGAAGAUCUGUGACGAGUCACCAAUAGAGCUAGAGGUAGAGCCGGUGGCUCAAUGGAUGCUACAGCGUCCCGCGGCUGCUGCUGAUCUUUUGGCACCUCUCCCUCCUUCCAACCCACUUUUACAACCUCUCAGUUGCCGGCGAUGUGCGGAUAUGUGUAUGAGCGAAGAAGAGCGUUGGCUGUCCCAAGUAGAAAUCGUGACUCACGCUGGCCCCCAUCGGAGGCUCUGGAUGGGACCGCAGUUUGUUUUCAAGACCUACAAUUGCGGAGAGAGAUGUAGCGAGUAUGAUGAUGGAUCAAACUCAUCUCUAUCGGAAGCGGAAGCCGUUGAAGUGGACACCAGCGCUUGCGUAGGGGCUGCCCGAUCCAACCCCGUAAAUAUGCCUGGCGUAAGACCCAUUGUGCCUGUACUCAUCGAAUCCGGUUCAGCCAGUUCAUUAGAGCAUUCACCAUCAGACAGUUUUCGUCGCAAAUCGCUGUUAGCCGACGGAGGUAGGACCGCUGUAUGUGAUGUGCAGCUGAAAGAAGAUCUCGCUGAGGCUAUGAAGGAAGACCACGGGCUGGCGCGCGUGGAGAGCGGCCGGGAGCGGGAAGUGAGGCGCAGCCCUGGAGUUGUGCGCGCAGUGGACCCGCUCGGGACGGUGGUGGCGCCACCCGCGGCCACUACGCCUGAGCCGCUUGACCCCGACGACUACACGAGAGCCAACGACGACGAGGCCACCUUCCGCCCGGUGGUGCGGGCUCCGGCCGCUCCGCUGCCCAGCAUGCUCGUCAAGCCCCUGCCAAUCACCACCACAAUCCCCGUGGAGACCGUAUCACCUCAGGGCGACUCUCCUAACGAAGAACCCAUCCCGCUGAAAACUGAUGUGGUCAUCCCGGCCCAACUCACCUCCGUGCCACCUUGGCAACCACGAGAACGUGACGUCAGCUCAUCCAGCGUCCCCGUAGAAUCCACCGGUGAUACCAACACUCGUAGAGAUAAUAAAUUUCAUGAUAUAAAGUUGGAUGAUAAACCUACUCAAAAAGAUCUCGAUAGUGUAAAUGUGAGAAAGGAUGAUAGUACGUGUGAAAGGAAUUCGACUCGACUCGAAUUGGAAAGUGAAGAUGUAAACACAUCACUGCCAAAAUUAAAUCGAUUGUCGGAUGAUAUUCAGCCGACUUCUCGACCUAGAGUUAAGAAAUCUCCCACCUCCAAGUUAUUUAGUGAUAGAGUAACUAGCGAUAGUGGUAAAGAUAAACGACUACCUGAUAGUAAAUUAUUGCCUAGUGUUGAAAGCGGAACUUUAGAACCUAUAUAUAAAGAGAAAUUAUCACAGGGAGCACUAAAUAUUAAGACUAAUAUAGCUACGGAAAAGUCCCUAAAUAAAGAGAAAACACCAGAACCUGUGAAAGCAAUACGUAGUUAUAGUAAAUCUAAAUCUGAAGUUAAGGAAACCAAAAGUAAAGGAACUACAGAAAAAAGCUAUGAUGAACUAAAACCAUCUGCGGCAUCUAUGCCUGAUAAAGAAAAUAGUAGUAAAAAGAAAUCGUCGAUUAAAGAAAACGAAAUGAAAAUAUCUAAAGAUGUUGAUACUGAAAUAAAAUCUGAAGACCAAGCGUGGGAUAUGCUAGUGAACGAAUCAAAUAAAACAAAAUUAGAGUCUUCAGAUAACUCUACGGUAGAAAAGUUAGAUGAUUUUAAGGUUAAAAAUAAAAAGGGCCGGAGACCAAAGAAGAUGCCAGAUGAACAACAGUCUAGUAAAGAUGAUGAUGACAGUUUUGUCGAAAUACACGCCAUUGAAGACAAACAACAACCAUCAAGUGGUGAACUAGUAUCAAUAUCAACAACAUUCGAAGAUUUUGAGUCAUCUAAAACUAGAAAACGAGCAUCGAAAAGCUUUACGCCUGAACGAAAAUCGACCAACACAGACGAAGUUAUGAAACUAUCUGAUAAUGUUACUGUAAGAUCCAAAGCAAAACCGUAUAAAAGCGACAACACUGAAAGCCUUUUAGAUUUCGAAACGCAUUUUAAAACGGCAUCCAAUUUCAUUAAACAAAGUUCUAAAGAUACCACAUACUUCAAUUCUAUCAUCGAACCCGAUUCUACAACACUGACAGUAAAAGAAAUAUCUAAAUAUCCUAAAAGUAAAUCGCCAUCUCCUAACCGCGAUAGACGGAAGUCCGUUGAAAAACAAGAAGUUGAAAAAGAAGUAUACGUCAUCGAUACUGUCACGGAUGAUUUUCCAGAAAUUCAAAUAACACAAGUAAAUAAAAUGCGUAAAAAGUCUCCACAACUGAUUGAAAAGAAUAAUCAAGACGUAGGAAAACCUUGUAAAUCAUGGAGUUCUAUAGCUGCUAAAAAAGUCGAUGACAAGAAGUAUAAACCUAACGUAAAUAUAAAUGAUGAUAAUACGAAAUCAAGUAUUUCCUUGCAACAAAAAUUAGCCGAAUUAUGCAAAAGAACAGAUAUUGUGGUUGCUGAAUGUGAUGCGCCAACAGAGCUUAAUUUUGUAGACGAACACCAUGCGGUAUUACCAGAUUUUCCACCAUUGGAGUCUCUAGAUUUUGGUUUGGAUGACUUUAAAUUAGACGUAAUGAAGGAUAGCCUUCUCGAUGUCACGGAUAAAAUAACGAGUCCCAUUUGUAAAAUUAACAUUGACGAUAUACUUUCAUCCAUAAAAGAUACUAAGAAAUCUGAAGAGUCCACUUCGUUCAAUUUGAUCGAUGUCGAGAAGGUCCCGGCGAGAAAGGAAAAAGGUUUCAGCGUCCUUGAAACUGAAAAAAUAACUUCCCAAGAGGUGCAAGCUGACGAUGAAGUCAAAGAUAAAUUCAAUGAUUUAGAAAAAUCAUCAGACGAAGAUGCGGCUUCUCCAGUGCUGUCAGCGGAUAGUGAUAAAGAGGAGAAAAAUGUUGCUUCGAGUGUAACCCUCCCAUCUCCAAAGCAAACAAAAUCGAAAAAAUCGCGUAGAAAGAAGAAGUAACAUAGAAGUUGCCGUUUUAGGUUGCUUGUAGUUAGUAAAUUCGUUCAAUACCUACGCAAAGCAAUCAAUUCUGCUAUUCUCUGUUCACAAUAAUUAGCUAAAUAUACUUCAACUAGUUUUAAGAUAUAAUGUCGAUUUAAAAAUUAUAUAAAAAUAAAAAAAAACGUAGGAAAAAUAAAAAAAAUAUCAAAUCUCCGUAAAAAUUGACUUAGAAUCUUGUUUAUUUUAGAUUAUAACAAAUUUUAAUGUUUCCAUAAUAUUAUUAAAUUGACGAGGAAUCUGUUAGAACCAAAAGCACUUAAAUAUUUUUUACGAAAUGAAUUAUGUAUUUCUAUUUUUAGAAUGAAUUUUUGACUAAUAUUUUUAUCGUUAUUUUGCGGCGUGCUCCUUUAGUGCAUAAUAAUUAAAUUAUUUUGUAUAUAUUUUGAUGUUAUUUUUUACAAUGUUUACAAAAUUGUGUUAUUUAUUUUGUAUUUGAAUAAAUUAUGUUCUAUAGUGCGUCAGUAUUACGUAAACGUAUGUGACUAACGGUAUCGAAUACCAAUCAUAAUUACUUAAGGCAACAUAAUUGUGUUAUUUCAAGGAAAACAUAUUACUUGACUAUAAAUGGUAAAAAAAUCAACAUUUAGGGCGAUUCAUGUACGUAGUAGCAGCGCAAUAUUGUGUAAAACUUCAGACUUGGUAUACCCUCAUAAUUCUUACAUCGCUUUAUCCAAGACAUAGCACUUUUAUCUGAAGAAAAUAUGAUCGUAACAUUAGGCGUUAUAGCUUAAAGUUUAUUGGUGGAUAAUAAAAUUAAGAAAUUCGCCCAUUUCAAAACAUUAACAGAAUGCAAAAACAGAAUUACACACCCUAAGAUCCUUUUUACGGGUUCUAACAAGAUAUUCUUUAUAUUUAAUUGAUCUUAAUUUCUAAUACUUUAAUUAUAAUCUACAGUCAUACAUGUAUUAAUUUUGAUGAACAACUCUCUUAGUUCGUGUAACUAGUGUAGACAUGCACAGGUACACAAAAAGUUCUAUUAAUGACAAGGUUUCGUAAGGCUGGUCAUGUUUUUAACAGGUAUGCAUUGUUCAACAGCUCAUUUGUUGAUUGGCGUCAAACAAACUUGCUGUCAAAAACUUAAAUAUACGAGGUUUCGAGAAACCCUAAAACCGUACGUACUGUAUACGUAAUUGUCUAUGCUUGACACUCGAUAGCGGUAAAAUGUACGUUAAUCUUAUAGAGAGUUUUUAACUUAUUCGUGUACAUCAAAAUUAGACAUUUAUUUUUCAUGACAAGUACCUUAAUAUAGUUAAGUUUAAAAAGACCUCAUAUAAAAUAAUUCUAUAUUUUAGGCUAUUAAGUAGCACCUAAUGAGUACCUGUAUGUAUUACGUAUACCGUGACGUAUUUAUUUAAAUGAGAUUUUAUCAACAUACAGUUGUAUGGCACGUAACUUGGCAUAUUACUAGGAUAAGUCCGUAAUAUUAUCAAGACGUAAAAAAUAAUUUGUAAUAUGACGAUUGCCCACUUACGUGCCGGGUACAGGAUAAUAGUGGAUGCUGUUUAAUACUAUUCGUUCCGAUUCUCCGUUUAACUUCGAUAUGAUUCUAAUGUAGAAAAUUGAACUUUGAAGUGUCAAGAUAAAGUUCGUGAUCGCUAGUAACAUAGGGCAGGUCAUUUGGUACUAUUCUUUAAGAAAUUAGUUGAGUUAAAGUCGUAUUGCUGCUAAAAUAAGAGAAUCUAGCUCCACGACUGAUAUAACCACGAAAUAGAUAAAUAAGGUUGGCGGCAUUGCUCGAAGUUCGUCCUAGAACUGCUUGUACCUAGUCGCAGCUUAGAUAAAAAAAUAUAAAGUAGGGUUGUUUUAACACAAGACACGCUAUUUGUGGCAUGCUUACGGUACCUCACUUACCUUUUCAUACUCAUUUAUCUAAUUUGUGGAUAUAACAGAUCGAAACUACGUUUCGUAAAAUAUGCAUCAAGAAAAAAGACAAAUUUUAUAUAUAAAAUAUUAAAGUUUUGAUAUUAAUCUCAUGGGUGUAUCCUGCUAUUUAAUAUUUAAAAAAAUAUUUUGCAUUAUUGAUUUAAAUGUUAAUAAAACGCAUAAAUUUGCUUCCAAUAACUAAUCCUAAGAUCAAAUGCUUUAGAUCCGUAAUGAAAUGUUUGACCUAACAUAAUUUUCGAGUUGGAUAAAUUAUAAAAGUUUUGGCUAUAUUGUGUGAUUUGGCAGACGUGUUGAAAUUAAUCGAAAAUAAAAUGACUUCAAAAACUG